Dicrocoelium dendriticum is the source of this 265-nucleotide messenger RNA. The record is from the annotation of a GenBank genome assembly. NCBI's taxonomy places the organism in Eukaryota, Metazoa, Platyhelminthes, Trematoda, Plagiorchiida, Dicrocoeliidae.
AUGGCUCGUUCUAAUGAAGCUGGCGGUCACCCAAACACAUGUCCACUCCCUGAAGAUGCGGCGACGGAUCAGGAGGACGAGGAGGAACUGGAUUUCGACACCUGGAGUUCCGCUGUGCACUACCAAGCCACUUUGGAUGACCAGAGUAAGCCUUCGUCUUCCAACGGUGCGAAUAAACGACGGCGCAUUCGUCCGGAUUCGUACUUUUCCGAUGAUGAAGAAGAGCUUGUGGACGAUAGCUGACACCCCAUCAGUUCACCAUUCC